AUGGCACGAUCCCUUACUAAAGCUCAGAAGCUAUCGCUCAUAAUUGCCAUCUCUUUCUCCUUCUUCUUGGCCGAAAUUGCUAUCGGUUUCUACACACGCUCGCUCGCGCUAGUUGCUGAUGCCUUCCACUAUCUCAAUGACCUAGUUGGAUUCGUGGUCCAGCUGGUCGCAUUCAAGGCUUCGGAACGUGACAAGGCGCCGCCUUCUUUGUCUUUUGGUUGGCAGCGAGCCAAUCUGUUAGGUGGCUUCUUCAAUGGUGUCUUCCUGCUAGCACUCGGAGUCAGCAUUUUUCUACAGGCUAUCGAGCGUUUCAUCGCUAUUCAAGAAAUCAGUAACCCACGACUUGUGCUCAUUAUCGGGUGCAUUGGCUUUGCACUAAACGUGCUUAGCGUUACCAUCCUCCAUGAGCACGAUCAUGGCGACGAGCAACCCACAGAAACUAGCCCUCUUGUAGACACAAGCGAUCCACAAUCCCGAACGGCCGAGGCAAGCUCCGCAUACCCAGGCUCUGAAUAUGCCAGAGUGGGCGCUAACAUCAUGCUCCAUGAUCAGAUGAAUCGCCCGCAUGAAGAUCACCGCCAUGUCGUUUCACCAAACAAUAACAAGAGCAAGGAACACGAUUUGGGGCUUAUGGGUAUCUUGAUUCACGUUGCUGGAGAUGCCGCCAACAAUCUGGGCGUCAUUCUCGCAGGAGCCAUCAUCUGGAAAACUACAUCUCCAGGGCGUUUCUAUGUCGACCCGGCAGUCAGUAUGGCUAUUUCGUUCAUGAUAUUCGGUUCGGCUGUGCCAUUUGUCAAAAAGAGUGGCUUGAUUCUGCUACAAAGUGUGCCCUCCGGGGUCAGCCCAGUUGACGUUACGCACGAUAUGGAGAAGAUUUCUGGAGUCCAGGCUGUGCACGAAUUGCACAUCUGGCGUCUCAAUCAGCAAAAGUCUAUUGCGUCUGCUCACAUUGUCAUAGACCACUCGACUGACUUCAUGGCCGUUGCAAAUACCAUCAAUGAGUGUCUACACGCUUACGGCAUCCAUUCCGCCACGCUGCAACCUGAAGUUAUCCCUAAUCCUUCUACUAGGGAAGACCUUAGUAGUCCCACAUUGGCGAGCGCUGUCUCGUGCUUGUUAGGAUGUCAGAGCUCAACAAAUUGUCUGCAAGUUGGUUGUUGUGGAUAG
Messenger RNA from Aureobasidium melanogenum CBS 110374, 1167 nucleotides. Its product is annotated as zinc transporter 1. Gene Ontology annotation, cellular component: membrane. The record is from RefSeq and is a predicted model, not a curated record. The coding region runs from base 1 to 1167 and encodes 388 amino acids. NCBI's taxonomy places the organism in Eukaryota, Fungi, Ascomycota, Dothideomycetes, Dothideales, Saccotheciaceae. The transcript has 8 exons. Gene Ontology annotation, molecular function: zinc ion transmembrane transporter activity. Gene Ontology annotation, biological process: zinc ion transmembrane transport; intracellular zinc ion homeostasis.